Molecule: messenger RNA, 525 nt
Organism: Drosophila biarmipes
Lineage: Eukaryota; Metazoa; Arthropoda; Insecta; Diptera; Drosophilidae
Exons: 3
Coding region: 1-525 (174 amino acids)
Source: RefSeq, a predicted model, not a curated record
AUGGACUCAAAGUUACAAAUUUUCGUACUUUUUGGAAUUGUUGUCUUUCUAGUCUGCAGUGAGGCACCUUUUGUUAAAAUGACAAAUGCAGCCUGUGAAUCAUUCAACAAGUCGUGGGUCGCUUUCCAUUAUUGUCGACUGAAGGCCUACUCCCGAAACAAAACCAGCUUGAAUAUAAAUGCCACCUUUCUAGAGCCAACCAAUAACGUAUCUAUUAGGUUGAAGAUAUUGAAGAAAGCAAAUGGCUAUAAGCCGUUUUUGUUCGACUUUUCCUUCGAUGCCUGUGAAUUUAUGAGAAGGCGAAACAAACCCGUUGCAAAGAUUGUCUGGAAUUUAAUCAAGGACGUAUCCACUGUGAAUCAUACCUGUCCCUAUGUGGGUUUACAAACGGUAAGCGAUUUUCAUCAUAUCCAUAUUCCUCUGCCUUGGCCCUCUGGAGACUACUUAAUUUUUGGCGAUUGGUUUUUUUAUAAUAAGUUGAUCUUUGAAACAAACGUUUCUUUUACCUUUAUGGAGGAUUUGUAA